Molecule: messenger RNA, 750 nt
Organism: Periconia digitata
Lineage: Eukaryota; Fungi; Ascomycota; Dothideomycetes; Pleosporales; Periconiaceae
Source: the annotation of a GenBank genome assembly
UCGAGUACUAAAAUUCCACCGCCACAUAUGAAAAUGCAGACGGUCCUGAUCGUGGGGGCGACAGGCAACAUCGGCGCCUCGGCCAUUCACGCUGCCCUGCGGUCCAAACUCCACGUCCUCGCCAUUGUGCGCAAUCAAGCCUCGGCGGAGAAGCUCUUCAGCAAUGUUGGGACCCGCGAAGGCAUUACGACGGUAGAGGCGGACAUCUUGUCUGAUCACGGGGUGAAGAAUGUGGUGGAGAAGGUGCGGAAGGGGGAAUUGCCAGCUUUCCAGCAUGUCUAUGCCGCAGCUGGCGGGUUGUUCGACCGCACGUCCAUCCUCGAUCUUACCACCGAUGACAUCCGCAAGUAUAUGCAGGUCAAUUUUGAGCCAAAUCUUCUUGCCUAUCAAGCAACCAUCCCCUAUCUGCUAGAGCAGAACGACCCUACAAGCACCUGGACGCUCUGUACAGGCGCAAGCGGGGAUAACGGGAGUCUUGCAGGAGCUAGCAUAACACAGGGCGCACUGUUUUCUCUAGCGAAUGUUGCGUGUCUUGAAAACUCGAACACCAAUAUCCGCUUCAAUGAAAUCUAUCUCGGUUUGUUUGUGAUGGCAGGCGCUGCAGCAGAACAAGCCGGGGUGAUGAAGGCGUCGGAGUUUGCUCUAGCUUACGAGAAGCUUUUGGCCCGCCCAGACAUCAAAGGUUGUCGCAUAAAAGUGUGCCAGCAAGACGACCUGACCGAGUUGAACAUCAGCAAGAAGUUGGAAUAG